CAAGACCCAUGAUAUCAAUCCCCUAUACCCACAGUUACAACUUACACACUCUCCCAAACAAAGAUGGUUGGCUCUCUUCAGAUUUUCUCAAUGAAAUCGCCAUCUUCCAACUUAAGCUUCACGAAGAUCAAAAGCCUAAUCCACACCCUCAUAUAUUCGCACAUGUGCCGCAUCAUUCGAGCUCUCUCCAAAGCCAAAACCACCCUCGUUGAGAUUGUUAAGGAAAUUCAGCACAUUCAAAUCAUAUUCCCCCAAGACAAGGACAAGAACAAAAAGCUAUUCUUUGGGUCAUUUAGGCUACACUAUAACUGGUGUUCUUCCCAUGUGGUUCCUGUACCUGCGCCUGUUCUAAACGGGCUUUCCAAUACCCAUUUCUACUAUGAUUCGACGUGGAAUUCUGUUCUUUACACGGGUGAUCAGAAAGGCGAGGACGCCGGGGAGUCACAGCUUUCCGGCUACCUCCGGUGGCUUGAAGAAAAUGUUCGUGAUGACAAUUCUACCAGUGAUCAGGAGGAUGUCAAUGAUGUUGAUAAGCUUGCCGAGAUGUUCAUAGCAAACUGCCACGAGAAGUUCAGGCUGGAGAAGGAGGAAUCAUACAGGAGAUUCCAAGAUAUGAUGGCUAGAAGCAUAUGAAUCCAAGUCGACACAAAUGCUGGAUAGAAGCAAGAGUACUCAGGCCGGCCGCUUGCCAGAAUCAUGUCAGAUAUGGUGUUUGUUGUACCUUUUCUACUUUCCCAUUCUUUGAUGUUAAAUUUGUAAGCUGGAUGGGAAAGUACAGUGAUUGGUUGGAUUCAGUUUUUAGUUUUAAAUUGUAUGCUUUUUUCGUACAACUUUCUUACUUGGUUUUAUGUGUUUCUCUUCAACUGCUGAGGGGUCUCUGGAGAAUUCAUGUACAUGAUGGGUGUACUGGGGAUUUGUGCAAUUCUUGUCUUCAUAUAUAUAUAUAUAUAUAUAAACGAUGAUUGUGGUGGGCA
Molecule: messenger RNA, 974 nt
Organism: Juglans microcarpa x Juglans regia
Lineage: Eukaryota; Viridiplantae; Streptophyta; Magnoliopsida; Fagales; Juglandaceae
Exons: 1
Coding region: 64-633 (189 amino acids)
Source: RefSeq, a predicted model, not a curated record